AUGUUGGUCAUUCCAAGCUGCUCUUUACGUUCCAAGUACAUUCGCACCAUCCCGAUCAAUCAAGUCAUUCUAGAUCCAGUAAACAAGUUGAAGUAUAUCAUUGAAGAGAAACGCUCCAACAACAAUACGCUUUCAAAGGUUGCUUCCCCAUAUUUUGGCGACGAAGAACCACUCGUAUUGGAAGUUAGCGAUGAAAGCUUGAAGAUUGCUAAUCCAAACCGGUUCAAUCCUUCAGUUUUGAUGAAAAACAGGAUUGCAGAGUUGAAAGAUAAAGUUGUACAAUUGAACAAUCAUUUGAACUCAUCAUCAAAGUACGAGCGAAUCAAGUAUUAUCUUGGAGAUGAAAAAGAUGGAAUCAUUUACGCCGUGAAAAUGAAUGGUUCUUUAGAAGAAAGUGAAUUGGAACUGGAAGCCUUUAUCAAAUCAACCUGGAAGAAUCCUGAUGUGUUGCACUCACUGAUGUUGGGUCAGAAGCGACUACAGUCCAAAUUGUUAGAGCUAUUAUCAAAGGAAUCGAUUGAAAAAGAAAUAGUCUUUUAA
Messenger RNA from Batrachochytrium dendrobatidis JAM81, 540 nucleotides. RefSeq lists its product as uncharacterized. NCBI's taxonomy places the organism in Eukaryota, Fungi, Chytridiomycota, Chytridiomycetes, Rhizophydiales. The transcript is spliced from 2 exons. The coding region runs from base 1 to 540 and encodes 179 amino acids. The record is from RefSeq and is a predicted model, not a curated record.